AAUAUCGGAACGCAGCCACAGCAAUUCCAGAUGUCCACGAGGACGGUUGAUGUGGAUAAGAAGGACCAACUCGUGUUUCACGUACUAUUAAAUUCAUCUUCAUCGAGUUACAUAUUCUACACAGUGUGAAACAAGAUGCAACAAGCAAGCCACACUAGACUCGAGGUUAUCCUGACAAGCGAGGCUUCCGGGCAGAGCUGCAGCGCAGCAGUCUGGGACCCCUCCAACGGUUCCCUGUUAUCCCUCUUCAAGAACACUGGAGCGCUCUGCCGCCGCAGUCUCCAGCUCCUCAGCGACUGCUAUCUCCUAGGUGCUGACUCCACCAAGCACCGUCUAUACGUGUGGCCGUUGAACAACUCUGCGCCUGUAAAUAACAUCAGAUUGACCACCCCAGGCAAGAUCAACGCCUUGACAUGCACACCCAACGGCUCCUAUAUCAUCGCGGCCAUCGGAGAAAACCUGUUCAUCUGGCAAACCUGUAGCGGUCGGUUGUUAGCCACGUUUAGCGAGCAUUUACAGAAGAUCAACUGUCUGUCCACUACAAAGGACGGCUCAUUGUUCGCCAGCGGCGGUGAUGACGGCUUGGUGUUUGUAUGGUCGCUCUUCAGUGCGCUCAAUGACCAUUGUCCUAUCAUUCACAAGUUUCUCCACCACAGCCUGCCAGUCAAUGAUCUGUGCUUCGGCUAUGGCGGCGCUCGUACGAGAUUGUAUACAGUCUCCAUGGAUCGCACACUAAAUAUCUAUGAGAUCGGCAACGCGCAGAACAUGUUGUCGAUAAUAUUUGACGUGCCGCUAACGGCCAUCACCGUGAAUCUCCGCGACAGCGAGCUCUUCGUGGGCUGCAUCACCGGCGACAUAUUUCAGUGCAAGCUGCACAAUCCGCCACGUGGUGUCGUGCAACAUGUUAAAACGAGCUCGCGCGAUGCCGAAAAGGACGAUACCCUGUUUGAAGCGCACAAGUCGCAUGUGACCGCUCUGUCGGUAUCACUGAAUUGUUGCACAUUACUGUCAGGUGCUGUUGACGGAGCAGUUCACAUUUGGGACAUCGCCAGUCGACACGUGCUCCGAACGAUCAAGCACAAAGGUCCGAUCACCGCUGCGUUCUUCGCGCCGGCAUUCGAAAACUUCUCCGCCACCACGUUGAUGCCGCGUCUGGUGUUGCACAGCCUGCAGCAGACCUCGGAUGACAGCAACAGGAACGUACUCCAAGUCAUUUCCAGGGGGCGGAAUUCUCGGAAAAUUCUAGAUUUCGACUCUUACGUGCGCAACGACAUCAACGAGCCCCGAAAUUCAGAAGAAACUUCAGCUUCGAACGCGAAACUGAAUCUUAUGAAGACAGAGAUUGAGAGGUUAAGAACAAUUAAUAAUGAUAUGUAUCAGUACACCGUCACGAGUAUUUUAAACAAAAAGAAAGAGAACGGUAGACAGAGUUCUGAAGACAACAUUCUGCCAAGAUCAAAACCAAAAAUAAUAGAGAACGUACCUUUGGACAAACUUUACAGUAUCUCGAUACAAGACUGAUGUUAUUCUAACUGAUUUAUUGUAUGUGUAUAUAUUGUACAUAAAUGUUUAUAGUUUAUACAAUAUAUAUAGAAAGGACAACUUUAAAAAAUAAUAUAUAAUAAUAAUAAUAUGUAUCGGUACAUCUUUGCGAGUAUACUCUAAACAACACAAACAUUCCUCAGCCUUUUUUUCUCUAUUCUUUGAAAUUCUUUGAAGACAACAUUCUCCAGGUCGAAGUAAUAAAGAUUUUUUUACUCAUUUGGGCGAAAUCAACAAUUUAAAUUCAGACAACUCAUAUCAUUAU
Messenger RNA from Harpegnathos saltator (Jerdon's jumping ant), 1807 nucleotides. RefSeq names its product WD repeat-containing protein 18. The record is from RefSeq and is a predicted model, not a curated record. Gene Ontology annotation, biological process: DNA-templated DNA replication; rRNA processing. Lineage: Eukaryota; Metazoa; Arthropoda; Insecta; Hymenoptera; Formicidae. Gene Ontology annotation, cellular component: nuclear pre-replicative complex; rixosome complex. The transcript is spliced from 2 exons. Gene Ontology annotation, molecular function: protein binding. Bases 136 to 1521 code for a protein of 461 amino acids.